Molecule: messenger RNA, 975 nt
Organism: Entrophospora sp. SA101
Lineage: Eukaryota; Fungi; Glomeromycota; Glomeromycetes; Entrophosporales; Entrophosporaceae
Source: the annotation of a GenBank genome assembly
AUGUAUACUAAUAACAACAGUAAUAGUGGUGGUAGACCAUAUAGGAAAGAAGAUGCAUCGCGAGAUAAACAAAAAAUUGAACUUGCAGAAUUUUCAAUUGAAGAUUUCAGACCUGAAGUUUUUAUUCAAAAGGCUUUGAGUAAUGUCAGUGAAAAGGGGGUUAGAGGAUUUUUGGAUACUCUUCGUGAAUCAAGAGAACUAGCAGCCGGAGAUUUACAGAAGAAUGUUUAUAAAAAUUAUAACGAAUUUCUAGAAAGUGAUAUGUUUGUUUUACGGGGACUUUUAAAUGAGCUAAGAAAUAUUAGCGACAAUUUGAGAGAUGAUAGUACAGAGUCAGUCAAUCUUGGACCUGUUGCACCAGUGGCAUCUGAACCUAUUGUGUCUAGAGGAAGGCAACCGACAAGGAAUAAUGCAACAGAUAUACAGUCAAUCUGGAAAGCACAAAUUCAACUUUUAUGGGAUCAUGUAGAAGGAGCACAGAAACUUGUACCAUUGGUACCAGGACGACAUAUUGUUCGAGAAUUUUCGAAUUUUGUAGAAAUCAAUGCGAAAAUGUUUUUAGGAGCCAGGAGCAAGAAUAUACGCAUAAGAACAAAGCAAUUAAAGUUCGAAGGAGAUAUACCACAAUAUAUCAAUGAACUAUCACUUGUUUAUUUUACCUUGAUAAAGAAUACAUGUGAUUGGUACAAUGCUGCUUUUAGAGAUAUGAGAAUGGCAUCAGGACUUGUUAAAUGGGUUAACGAAGAAUUUGAACAUUAUUCGAGCAUGUUUAAGCGGCAACUUCGAACAGUAGGCUUUGACUUGAAAUUUUUAUUGGAAAGUCUAUUAAAACCUGAUCCCGACGAAACUGAUGAUAAUGAUGAGCCUAACUUCACCCCAAUUAUGUUAACAGAAUUAAAAACCAAUCUCGCCAACACCCCUUUUUUGCCAAAUAUAAGUGCAAAUUCUGGUAAGGAGAGAUUCAGUAUGGUAUAA